Molecule: messenger RNA, 624 nt
Organism: Chaetomium globosum CBS 148.51
Lineage: Eukaryota; Fungi; Ascomycota; Sordariomycetes; Sordariales; Chaetomiaceae
Exons: 2
Coding region: 1-624 (207 amino acids)
Source: RefSeq, a predicted model, not a curated record
AUGCUGAAUGCACAAGAGUGGGGCACUGGACGCCCCAGACCAAUCAUUGACUUCGCGCUGGGGUCAGAUGCCAAGGCAGCAGCCCAGAGAGCGUCGAAGCAAGGACGCACACCCGACUCCCAAAUACCCCAGGCCAAGUCUACCGCGAUGAGGCUGGCAAUGGAAAGACAACGGGCGACAAGAGUUCUACCUGUAAGCGUGGGCAAGUUCUCAAAGGCCAUGGACGCAGCACUACCAGGCAAGCACACGCGCCAUCUCUAUGACAAGCUGAAGCGAAGGGAGGCCUGCGUAUUGGCGCAGCUCCGAACCGGAAUGGCGAGACUGAACGGUUUUUUGAGCAGGAUUGGGGCGGUCGAGUCAGACCUUUGUGCCUGUGGACAAGCGAGGGAAUCAGUGGAACACUUUCUUUUCCGAUGCGUGAGAUGGACAGCUCUGAGGGAAGACAUGCUGCAAUGCACAGUGGCAAGACGAGGAAGCCUCUCGUUCUAUCUGGGAGGGAAAGCGCCAUCAGAUACAAGGCAUUGGUCACCAGAUAUGAAGGCAGUCCGGGCGACGAUCAAAUACGCAAUGGCAACAGGAAGGCUGGAGCUGAAUGAGGAGGAGAGUCUAGACCAGUCACAGUAG